GGUGAUCCAUUCCUGUUUCUUACAUCCGAUUUCAAAUGCUGGCCUUACACACAAAACUCACUCACUUUUUUAGAAUCCAAACUCUUGCUUGUCUCUCAAUCCUUCACAGAUUAAUUCACUUAAACAAAAAACCAAUCACACAUUCGCCCUCAAAACCAUGGCUGAUGAAGCUCAGGAUCAGGCUGAACGUGAGCGCAUUUUCAAGCACUUCGACUUGAAUGGAGAUGGCAAGAUCUCCGCCGCCGAGCUUGGUGACUGCUUGAAGACCCUCGGCUCGGUCACCCCGGAUGAUAUCAAGCGUAUGAUGGCGGAGAUUGAUACCGAUGGUGACGGAUUCAUAUCAUACGAGGAGUUCACAGAGUUUGCCACAGCCAACCGUGGCCUAAUGAAGGAUGUUGCCAAGAUAUUUUGA
Hevea brasiliensis (rubber tree) is the source of this 412-nucleotide messenger RNA. Its product is annotated as polcalcin Bet v 4-like. Lineage: Eukaryota; Viridiplantae; Streptophyta; Magnoliopsida; Malpighiales; Euphorbiaceae. The record is from RefSeq and is a predicted model, not a curated record. The transcript has a single exon. Gene Ontology annotation, molecular function: calcium ion binding. The coding region runs from base 158 to 412 and encodes 84 amino acids.